Cygnus olor (mute swan) is the source of this 2715-nucleotide messenger RNA. It is a transcript of the gene FOXO6, whose product is annotated as forkhead box O6. Gene Ontology annotation, molecular function: RNA polymerase II cis-regulatory region sequence-specific DNA binding; DNA-binding transcription factor activity, RNA polymerase II-specific. Gene Ontology annotation, cellular component: nucleus. The transcript is spliced from 2 exons. Lineage: Eukaryota; Metazoa; Chordata; Aves; Anseriformes; Anatidae. The record is from RefSeq and is a predicted model, not a curated record. Bases 19 to 1875 code for a protein of 618 amino acids. Gene Ontology annotation, biological process: regulation of transcription by RNA polymerase II.
GGUGGAGAGGGGGGGACCAUGGAAGAAAAGCUCCAGGCGCAUCAGGUGGAGAUCGACCCGGAUUUCGAGCCGCAGAGCCGGCCCCGCUCCUGCACCUGGCCGCUCCCGCACCCCGACUUCACGGCGGAGGACGAGGAUGGGGCCGCGGCGGGGCCCCCCCCGACGCUGGCGGCCGGCGGAGCCGAGGGCACCGAGAACGCGGCGGCGGCCCCGGCGGAGCGCAGAGCAGCAGCCGCCGCCGCCGCCCCGCCGCCGCCCGGUGCGGACGUUGGACAGCUCCGCAAGGCCAAGACGUCCCGCAGGAACGCCUGGGGGAACCUCUCGUACGCCGACCUCAUCACCAAAGCCAUCGAGAGCUCCCCGGAGAAGCGCCUCACCCUCUCGCAGAUCUACGACUGGAUGGUGCGAUACGUCCCCUACUUUAAGGAUAAAGGAGACAGCAACAGCUCCGCCGGAUGGAAGAACUCCAUCCGGCACAACCUCUCCCUGCACACCCGCUUCAUCCGCGUGCAGAACGAGGGCACGGGCAAGAGCUCCUGGUGGAUGCUGAACCCCGAGGGCGGCAAGACGGGGAAGACGCCCCGGCGGCGGGCGGUCUCGAUGGACAACAACAGCAAGUUCCUGCGCAUCAAGGGGAAGGCCAGCAAGAAGAAGCAGCUGCAGGUGACGCAGGAGCGCGGGGAGGACAGCCCGUCCUCCCAGCAGGCCAAGUGGUCGGAGAGCCCCGCGUCCCACGCCAGCGACGAGUACGACGCCUGGGCGGACUUCAGGACGCGGGCCAACUCCUCGGCCAGCACGCUGAGCGGGCGCCUUUCGCCCAUCAUGUCCAACCACGAACCCGAUGAGCUGGAGGAGGACGAUGGCACGCCGUCCUCCCCGCUGAUGUACCCCAGCCCCUCCAGCACCAUGUCUCCUUCCCUGAGCGCCCGCUGCUCUGUGGAGCUGCCCCGGCUGACCGACCUGACCGGCACCAUCAGCCUGAACGAGAGCCUCGGGGAGAGCUUGCUGGAGGACCUGCAGGACGGCUACAGCAUGAGCCCUUCACAGCAGCUGCCCCCGGCCGCCCUGCGGCAGCGGAGCUCCAGCUUCACCUUCAACUCCAAGUGCUCCAGCAUGGGGGCUGCCACCAACACGUACUGCGGGACCAUCUACAGCCAGCCGGCCAUGAGCCUCAUGCGCCGCCUGCCCAUGCAGACCAUCCAGGAGAACAAGCAAGCCACCUUCUCGCCGGUCAGCUCCUACAGGAACGCCUCGCUGCAGGACCUGCUCUCCUCCAUCUCCUACACGCACAAGGAGAGCAUGGUCCCAGGGGACCUGCCCCUGCCGCAGGCCGGCCCCAUGGUGCCGGCCCGUGGCCACAGACAGACCCCGCUGCUGUGCGGCGGCGGGGAGCAGGGCUUGUCCUCCUACCCGGCCCACUCGGCCUCGCUCAUGAAGAGCAGCGCUUUGUACCACCCGUCACCAGCCAGCCACCACCCUGCGGUCAACACCAGUGCCUUAGCCAAUCCUGUCAGCCUUAUGAGCCUGCCCAGUGACACGUGCAGCAUGACGGCCAUGCCGCACCACGGGCACCUGCAUUCCUACGCUACUAACCAAGGGGCACACAUGAGCUUGCUGGAUUCGCUGCAGGGCCCCUACCCGGGGGCCGUCCACCCCCCCGUGUUGGGCCAAGACAGGUUCCCAGCAGACCUGGACCUGGACAUGUUCAAUGGGAGCCUGGAGUGUGACGUGGAGUCCAUCAUCCUGAAUGACUUCAUGGACAGCGAUGAGAUGGACUUCAACUUCGACUCGGCGCUUCCGCCGCAGAACGCGCUCAACGUGCCCGCGCUGCCCGGGGGCCCGCAGCCCACGAACCAGAGCUGGGUGCCUGGGUGACGCCCACCCAGGCGCCCGCCACCGAGACGUCGCGAGGGGAACGCCGAGACAAACUUUUUUUUUUUUCCUUUCUCUUCUGCCUUUAUUUGUUCAGAUGGGCUAGAGCCAUCGGGUCAAACUUGCGAUGAAACACAAACCCUAGGGUCAAACGUUGAGAUGGGGCAGGGCCCGGCCCCAGAUGGGCAUGGCGGCACCAGGGGACACGGGGCAGGCAGGAGUGGUAGAGCCAGGCGGUCCCAGGGCGGGCAGGGGAGCAGGGGGGGAAGCCCUCUCCAGGGGGUCCGAACGCCGGUGCCGGCUUGGCUCGGCCCUGUGCUGGAGGUCCUGGGGCUGGGUGGUGGAGCAGGGACAGCUGGUGGUGCAGGGACCUGCUCCGUGCGCGUCAUGUUCCAGAAGGGGACCCUUUUCUCAGAGCCACCUUAGGAAGCAAGUCCUCCGAGUUGAAGUGUCAGGAGAAGGGAGCCUGCCCCAGGCCGGGGAGUUCAUCACUCCCCAAACCCUUCUGGGGACCUGAGUGCAACCCGCGUGCCCAGGCCCCCUCCGCUGCUGCGCUUCUGGCAGGUUUGUCUACCGAGCAACACGAAGGGUUGGUGAUGGAGGGAAGGGUGUGCAAGCUGCAGCAGCACAUGUGCACUGUGCAAGCCAGAGGUCAUGCUGUAGUGCCACAGUUACACUGCAGUGCCGCAGUCAUGCUGCAAUGCCAUGGUCACGCUGUGAUGCCGUGGUUGUGCUGCAGUGCCAUGGCCAUGCUGCAUUGCCAUGGUCACACUGCAGUGCCAUGGUUGCGCUGCAGCUCUGUGGUCAUGCUGCAGUGCUGUGGUGGUGCUGCAGUGCCACGAU